CAUAAAACUACCCUUCAACAGCACGCAGCGGGGCUAGCCCCAUCCACAGUCAUGCCAAUCUCCAACCUCCCCUCCGCGAACCUAAAAAUUGCAAUCAUAGGCGCCGGUCCCGCCGGCCUCGGCGCCCUGAUCACCCUCUCUAUCCUCCCCUUCGUAACAGCAACCAUCUACGAAAAGAAAGACGAGGUAUCAGAAAUCGGUGCCGGAAUCAGCAUACAGCCGAACACAUGGCGAAUGCUAGAGCACAUGGGUGCCGCAGAAGUCCUACAAAAUUCCCCGUUCCAUCGGGCAGCGGAUGGGCAUUCCACACAGCAUCGAAAUGGAAGAACCGGAAAGUUGAUAAGCGCCCAAUUCGACUCCGCGGGCACGCCUCUUGCACACCACCACGCACGCUGCCAUCGCGGCGUCCUCCAGUCCGCCUUGCGCUCGCGCGUCGACCCCGAGCGCGUCAAAACGGCGCAUAGACUCACGCAGAUCACGCACCUCCCAAGCCACCGCAUCCACCUCGCCUUCGCCAACGGCGUCACAGAUGAGGUAGACCUCCUCAUCGGCGCAGACGGCAUCCGCUCCGUCGUUCGCGAAGUCGCCUUUCCGGAGCAUCGCAUCGCGUACACGGGCCGGACUUCCUACCGCACCCUUGUUCGUGCGCAAGAUGUGGCGGUAGUCAAAGGAAUGGGAAACGAGAAAGAGGCAGUGGCAUUCUGGCAUGCGCCGGGGGGGAGGUGGGCGUAUACGUGUAAUCUCAGCGGCGGCGUGUUUGAGAUUACGACGAUGGUGAGGGAAGAGGCGGAGGGGGUGGAGAGGGUGAGUUGGGGACAGGACGUAGCGGCUGAGAAGAUGCUCGAGCAUUUUGCGGACUUCCACAAACCGGUAAGGGAGGUGUUGAAGCUUGCGGAGAAGGUGCAGCAGUAUGCCCUCUUCGCUGGCCCUCGAUUACCCAAAGUACAUUCCGGGGCCAUCGCGCUGAUAGGCGAUGCAUCACACCCCCUCUCGGGCGCUUUCGGAAACGGUGCCGGGUUCGCUCUUGAGGAUGCUUACGUCGUUUCACAAUCUCUCUUAUGGGCGCACGAGCGAAACAAAGCGAUACCAGAGGCUCUGCAGCUCUUUGAUAGAGUUAGGUCGCCGCAUUAUGAGAGGCUUUAUGCUAUUUUGGAUGGGUAUGGUACGAAAGCGAAACAACUUGAGAAUCCAAAUUUACAUUUGAGCUUCGAUGAAGAGGUGGCGGUUUUAGUGACGAGCAACUGGUCGGGGGUGAACAAUUGGAUGCACUAUUAUAAUGUAAGUUUGAUAUGA
Molecule: messenger RNA, 1293 nt
Organism: Mytilinidion resinicola
Lineage: Eukaryota; Fungi; Ascomycota; Dothideomycetes; Mytilinidiales; Mytilinidiaceae
Product: salicylate hydroxylase
Exons: 3
Coding region: 52-1293 (413 amino acids)
Biological process (GO): secondary metabolite biosynthetic process
Molecular function (GO): FAD binding
Source: RefSeq, a predicted model, not a curated record